Molecule: messenger RNA, 477 nt
Organism: Pieris macdunnoughi
Lineage: Eukaryota; Metazoa; Arthropoda; Insecta; Lepidoptera; Pieridae
Source: the annotation of a GenBank genome assembly
AUGGCAAGAAAAUACAUGGAGCGACGACUAUCUAAACCACAUCGCACCACUAUACCCACGAGUUUCAAAGUGCAGGAGCCCUUUGAAUUCUACAACAAAGCAACUCCUUUUGUUCAACGGACACUUCUAUUUGUUGCUGACGAAAAUUCAGGGCCAAAGCAAAAUGAAGAACGAAAGUGCGAAUCGCAAGAAUCCACAGAUGAAACGCCUGGCACGUCUAAAUCGGAACAAGAAAAAUCACCUAAGAAAAACUCGUUUUUCUUCUCUCCCUCGAAAAGUUGCAAGAUUCAUGGCCGCUUUUUCCGCCUUCCGAGUCCUAAGAAGAAGGCUGAGCCGGGCGAUGUAGCUAGUAACCGUGGGGCGGCGGGGGGACUUAUCAGCUAUGCCCCGGGAUGGUCCUUGAAGGGUGAACAUCUUAUGAAAUGGCAGGAAUCUGGAAAAACAACCAUAGAGGUGACUGAGCAAGUGGCUUUGUAA